Messenger RNA from Symbiodinium sp. CCMP2456, 1182 nucleotides. NCBI's taxonomy places the organism in Eukaryota, Dinophyceae, Suessiales, Symbiodiniaceae. The record is from the annotation of a GenBank genome assembly.
AUGGAGACCCUGUUCGGGCUGUUCGAGGCAGCCACCUGGGUUAACGAGGUCCUGUCCCGUACAGAGGAAAAGACCUUGGAAUUGGAAAGCCUCUCCGUGAAUGUGCAGAGCGUUUCGCAAUCGAUCUGCACAUGGUCCCAGAGCGUUCCAGAGGAGGACCGUAAUGCGGUCUUCAAUUCCAACCAGGUGUUCCCACACCUGGCGAAGGUGUUGCACCAAGCCAAGGAGGUGAUGGCGCGGAAUCAAAAGCCGACCUCGCCCGAGACUGCGGCCCUGGAGGACUCCAAGCCCACCAAUGGUUUUCGGGGCAUCCUCAAAGAGGGGAUGAAGCAGGGUUCCAGGACCCUACAAGAAGGUCUGGAGGCCCUCAGCAGCAGGGUGGGGGCCGUGGGCUCCGGCCUGCUACGUCUUCCUGAGGAUGAGCUGAGCAAAGUGAAAGAGGCCAACGAGACCAUCAGCAGGCUGUUGCCAACACUCACGCUGGCCAUUCAAGCAAACAGCUUGCGAGGUUCCAAGCGAGGGGCUGACACCCCUAUCUCGGAUGAGCCAGCGGCGCAGCGGCCGCGCACGGCUAUCGAAAGUGGGAGCAGCAACGCUGUUUCGAGGAGCGAGUCAAGCUCCACGCAGCAGCCGGGCACCGAGGAGCGGCGGCCGCUGCUUCAUUUGGAUUUGGUCUCGGAUGCCCCCUUCGCCGAGAACCGUGACCAGGGCACGCUGACGACCCUGGACCUGAAGCCUGGUGUUGCCCAGAGUACGACCUCGCUGGAGUCCAACGACACCUCUUUAGGUGACGAUUCCGGGAACGUCAGGCUGGUCCUGGGCAGAGCAGACCUCCAGAAGCGAGUGACACUGCAAUUUCCUGCUGCAGCGAAGAGGAAAGCCAACUCAGUACUUCAGUUCGUCAGUCGGGAGUUCCUCCUCCUGGAGGUGCCGGACACCUCCAACAUUGCGCCAACGCAGGGCAGCAUGGAGAUGGCCACUUUGGUUUGGGGCUGCUGGAACGACAGCCAGCAGGACGCAGACGAGAAGCUCCCCUUGGCAUACGUCAGCGGGCUAAAGUCUGGCUACCAUCUUCGCAAGAUCCGGGAGACCAGGUGGACCUGGAUUGCCAAAGGCGAUAAGGCCAGCAUCGAAGAGGGGGAUACCAUCGCCAUCGUGCUCGAGUGCGCUGCCAGCAUGUGA